AUGAAGCCGUGCAGGAUCUAUUCUACUUGCAAUGUACGUGGUGUACCGCGAAAUCCACUCAAACACAGAAUUGGCCCAAAACAAGGCCUUCCUUUAUCAGUACCGUCCCCAUCGCAUAUUGUUCACCCGUUUUACACCCCUAGCACUACAGAAGAGAUAAUUGCGUGUUCUACAGAAACUUUGCCAGCAUUGCUGGAUGGAAAACAGAUCAUGCCUUCCUUACUGAAUGAAAAACCGGCCGGCUCGUAUCACCUGGAAAUGAGCUCGUUGAGAUUUAAAUGUGUGCGCGGAGUUGCAAACUGGCUAGAAGAUUUCUCAGCCUUUGCGGGCUCUUCCUCUGAGCUGGAUUACAGAGUCCUAAAUCAGCAAAUGACGGGCUUACUGCUGAAACCCAGCAAGUUAAGUAGGAUGAAGCAUCCUUUGAUAUCCACUUUAAAGGAGCUCUUUGCAGUUGAGAAAAGCCAGCAAAUCAAUCCGGCCACCCUGAAUGCUAUAGUUGAACAAUUUAUCAGCGAUAGAGACUUGGGGGUCUUCAGCGAAGAUAUCUAUUUGUACUUGCUUCAGCAUCACGUCAAUUCCACCGACAAAAUUUUGACGAUUAUUGAAUCAAUAAAGCUGCACUUGGCCACGGAUAUUGAUCAACUUAAAGUCAUCGAGGAGCUCGUACUCCAUCUUCUCGUCUCUCUCGAGAGGAACAAGUUACCAAUUACUGAGAAACUAGUGACCUCUUUUGAUGGCCUGCUUGAUGCCAUAAAUAAGAGAUUUCAUGUACAAAAUUGCACAACACACUUUCAGCCUCUGGUAUGUGAAGAAAUUUUAGAAUAUUACAUCAAAAUCGGGAACCUGAACGAAAGUAAAAGGAUCAUAAGCGGCCUGAUUGCUAGGAAGUUCCUUCCAGCUGAAUCAACGAUAGUCAAUUAUCUCAAAGCCAUCAAUGAUCAGCUGAACCUAGAUAAAACUCCCAAGGGUUAUUUGAGGGCCUUUGCAUUAGUUUCUGAUUUUCGACCAGCCGUUGAGCGGGCUCGCAACCCGUUGACUUUCACUUAUUUGAUACCCCUUUGCAGGCAUAUGUCUGAGGUGACAAGUCUACUUACUAUGAUAAAAAACUGUGAGAACGCGAAAGAGAUACUGGAUGUCAACCUAAUUCCGUUCAUACACAAGAUUACUCAUAUAAAGAACGGCCCAUCAAUGAGAUCCGCCAAUCUCUGUUCUCUUUACCGAAUGGCGUCAGCAUUUUACGGCGACAAACUACCCGACAAAUAUUCAAAGGCUUUUCUGCUUUCCUUUGCAGACUUAAAAAACUAUGUGAUGAUGGCGACCAUCAUGAAGAAGGACAUUAUUGCAAUUUCCAGUGAUUUCUUCAAGACGAUUCUUUCCAAACUCGAAAAAAAGCAACUCAAGAAUAUCCCUUCCUCAAUUGAGGGCUGUGACUUGUUCAAAGUGGAUCUUUUCACAAGCUGCAUGCUUCCUUUCUACUUUAGCCUGCCUCUAAAGGCCAAGCUGCAACUGAUUUCGCAAAUGAAAACGAAACUGAUACUGGUUACAGUCCUUAAAGCGGAGCUGGCUCAGACAGAAAAUUUGGAGCUAGAUGUCAUAAGGAAAAUCUUGGUGCAUGGUUUAAGCAAUGACUUACUCUCUGACGUCCCAGCAUCUGUUUGGGAUAAAUUCACGGCAGAUACUGAACUAAACUCAGUUCUUCGAGAAUCCGAGAAGGUUACAGCGCAAAAGCAGUCUAAGAAAACUAUAUAG
Messenger RNA from Torulaspora globosa, 1749 nucleotides. It is a transcript of the gene AEP1, whose product is annotated as Aep1p. Gene Ontology annotation, biological process: regulation of translation. Gene Ontology annotation, molecular function: translation regulator activity. The transcript has a single exon. The record is from RefSeq and is a predicted model, not a curated record. NCBI's taxonomy places the organism in Eukaryota, Fungi, Ascomycota, Saccharomycetes, Saccharomycetales, Saccharomycetaceae. Bases 1 to 1749 code for a protein of 582 amino acids.